AUGCCCAGUUCCAAGGGAAACCCCACGAAUCCUGAACUGCGCGAGAAGAUCAAGGAGGAAGUCAUGAACAUGGAGAAAGGUGGAGGCAAAGGAUCAUGGUUCGCCUGGAAAGCCAGCGAACUGGCACGGCGGUACGAGGCGGCUGGAGGCGAUUACGAGGGUACUGGGGAUAACAACAAUAAGGCGCAAAAAGGCAAGCCGGAAAAGAAGGAGUAA
This is a messenger RNA of Cladophialophora bantiana CBS 173.52, 216 nucleotides long. RefSeq lists its product as uncharacterized. The record is from RefSeq and is a predicted model, not a curated record. NCBI's taxonomy places the organism in Eukaryota, Fungi, Ascomycota, Eurotiomycetes, Chaetothyriales, Herpotrichiellaceae. Bases 1 to 216 code for a protein of 71 amino acids. The transcript has 2 exons.